AUGUAUUAUAUGAAUGAUGAUUCAUUAAUUUUAGCACCAGAAAUAGUUCGACGUCUAAGUUCAUUUGAUGCCAGAGAAGAUGAAACCGUUACGUUUACGUGUACAAUACAAAGUGAAAACGAUGAACCAUACAUUAUUCGAUGGUACUAUGGUGAUAAAGAAAUAGCCUCUUUAGAUAAAAAAUAUUCUAUUGAUCAUGGUGAAAAGACUGGAAUAUGCUUACUGACUAUCUACAAUGUAACAGCCGAUGAUGAAGGUGCCUAUCGUUGCAUAGCGACUAAUAAACAUGGAUCAUCUGUAACAACUGGAUUUCUUACUGUACUAAGUAGAAAGCGAUCGCAGUCUCCAUCUCCAACACGUAGUCCAGCAAGGACAUUAAGUUCGAGUCCCGGCCGAUCUCUCAGUCCAUCAAAGGCAUCUCGUGAACGUGGUGCCUCACCGCUUCGUUACAUCAACGUACCGCCCUCAAAAUUAGAACGGGUUACCGAAGAACUUGAAACAUUAAUCACUGCCGAACAUAUUAAUGAACAAGAAAAAGAAAACAUCACGCCAAAAAUGGAUCAGGAUAGUGCGUCAAUUACCAACCAGGACGCGAAUGAUGCGAAACUCAACUCAAGUUCAACACCUGAAUUAAUCGCACUAUCCUCUGACAUGCAGAACAAACAAGAAAGCAUGAACGUCGACAAAAGUACUGUUAUCGUCGAAGCUAACAAACCAAUACAACCAGUUCUGCAAAAGCCCGUGAUUAUCAUACAACCGCCAAGUUUGAUCAGCGUCAAAGAAGGAGAAGAUGUUCAUAUUAAUAGUACUAUUACAGGUAUUCCUGAACCAACUAUUCGAUGGUUGAAAGGCGGAAAUGAACUGCGAGAAGAUCAUCGCAUUGAUAUGUAUGCGGAUCGUGGUGUUCACCAUUUGGAAAUAUGUGAAGCGCAAAUGAGUGAUAGCGAUGUAUAUGAGAUAAUUGCACAAAAUUCUGUUGGAAGAGUAUCAGCAAAAUGCAAAAUAGAAGUCAAAGAAGAUCAAAAUAAAAUUAAACGAUUGAAAGUGGACGGAUUAUUUGCAUAUGGCUCACGUCAACAAACAUAUAAAGCGCCGGAAUUUAUUAUAAAACCAUCUAAUAGAACAAUCCAUGAAGGCGAUAUGUUUCAAAUAUUUGCAAAAGUUGUCGGUAUCCCGUCUCCCGAAGUUGUAUGGAUGAAACUCGGAAGAUCACUCAAAGAUGAUGGCUAUUAUAAAAUUUAUGAUAAAGAUGGACAAAAUUAUUUAGAAAUUCCCGCAGUAUCAAUAUUGGAUUCUGGUGAAUUUACAUGUUUGGCUAGUAAUAUGAUGGGUGCUAUCUACAGUUCAUUUCAACUACAUGUCGAAGCGAUGACUGAACCAGACAGUUCUGAACUAGAAGAACGUUCAUCAAAUGUUUCCGACUCAGAACAAUCAGGACGAGAUAGUAAAACAAAUCCUACAAAUGUAUCAAUGGUUGCAACAGAACUCAUUGACAAACAUGUACGUCAGCAUCGACAAUCAAGACUAAGCGCUCAUUCCGGUGAACAGUCAGACGUUGAAUAUUUCUUAUCUGAUUUUAUAUUAAAAGAAGAUUAUUGUGAUAAUGGUCGAGAUGUAUAUAUGAGUAAAGGAGAUAUUGUUGAAAUUGUCGACAUUGAAAAGAAAGAAAAAUGGCUUGUGAGAAAUAAAAAAAAUUUAAAUCAAGUAUGUUAUGUUCCACCUGAAUUAUUAGAAGUUAUACAAGAUAUUUCAUUACCAUCAAGUCCAACGUAUGAAGUUUUCGAUGAAGAACAACAAGAAGCACCCAAACAAGCACUUUCAAAACAACGAUCAUUUGGAAAAAAGUCUGGUAGUAACUUAGAAAAACGCUAUAGUCAAGAAGAUAAAGAUUCAUCUUCAAGUAGCGAUGAUAUAAAAACUAUGAUAGAGGAAACUGAAGUUUAUUUUGCUAAUUCUGAUUAUCAACCAUCAGCACCAGAUGGUAUUGCACUUGUAGAAAAUCAAUUUGUCGAUGUACUCGAUAGUUAUGAUCCCGAAUAUUUUCUUGUUCGUACAAAACCAAGAAAAGAUGAAAAACCUAAAGUUGAAUCAUCGUCAUUUAUUUAUUCGUCAUUAGACGAACAAAAUCGUUAUCGACCUUAUGAUCGUUCAAAACGUAGUUCAUCGGAAACAACACAUGAAUAUCGUCAUUCAUCUCCAUGUAGUUAUUAUCCAAAAAUAUCACCCUAUACAUUUUGUCAUCAUUGUCCAUGUAAAAAUUGCCGUUUAAAACGUUCAUUACGUUCAUCUUAUCGUCAUAUGUCUCGUCGUUCAACAUCAACUUCUUCUUAUGUACGAGGUGGAAAACAACAUGAUUAUUAUUCAAGUUCAUAUUCAUUGCAUGAUUUUUAUGAUGAAAAUAAUCCAAAUAUAAAUGAUAAUAAAUUUUUAAAUGAACAUAAAGAAUGUUAUUGUGAAAAUUAUGAUACUCAUAGAGUUCCAUUACCUUCUAGUACAUAUCCUAUAAUAUUAUCACCAAUAACACAACGUCAAACUUCACAACGUGAAAAUUCACAUGAGAGAAAAAAUCAUUUCUCAUUGCAGAUAAAUCGUCGAAAUACAAGAGAAGUUUAUCCAGAUGAUGUCACAUCACCAAUAGCAAAUCGUUAUGAUGAAGCGAUUGUAAAGCGAAGAUAUGUCUUCGCUGAUAUUGUCGAAAGUGAACGUCAAUAUGUGUCUGAUUUACAAAAAAUUAUUGAAAUUUAUUUAUAUGAAUUAACACGUCAAGAAUGUCCGUGGUUCAUUAAAGAGAAUAAAGAUGUAUUAUUUAGCAAUAUUGAAGAUAUAUUUGCAUUCCAUAAAGUAUUAUUCUUGACCGAUUUAAUUAAUAGUUCAAAUAAUUCAGUUGAACUUGGUUAUACAUUUUUAAGACGUCUAGAACAAUUUCAGUUAUAUACACAAUAUGUAUAUGAUAGAACAAAAUCGGAUCAUUUAUUACAAACAAAUUCAGAUGUACAACAAUAUUUUGAUGAUAUUAGUAGAAAAAUUGGUGGACGUACAUUGAAUGAACUUCUCAAUGGCCCUAUUCAACGUUUGGAAAAAUAUAAGAUAAUUUUACAAGAACUAAUAAAAUAUACUAUACGUAUGAAAGAAGAUGCAACGGUAUUACAACAAGCAUAUACAAUGAUAACAUCUAUGAUGAAUGAAGCACGAAAUAAAGAAUCAAUUGAAUUAAUUGAUCAAUUACCAAUAAAUAGUAAUGAAUUAGGAGAAUUAAAACGUUAUGAUGCUGUAUUAAUUAAAGAUGAUGAUGAAGUAAAUCGUUUACGUGAACGAUUUUUAUAUUUAUUUCGUAAUAAGAUUGUUAUAUGUCGGCGUAAACGAGCCGAAAGUAAAUUAGAACAACGAUCAUUGGCAUAUAAAAAUUCUUAUAAUAUUAAUGAAAUAACAUUUAUACAAGAAAAUUUUCCUACUGAUGAUAAAAAAUUUGAAAUUACAUUUAAUGAUAGUGAAAAAGUCACAUUUCAUGCUCGUAAUGUUUUUGCUAAAAUGUCAUUAGUAAGAUCAUUGAGAGAAAAUUUAAAAUCAUUAGGUUUUGUGGAAGAAGUGGAAAUGAUUGAAACAACAACAGAAAGUGAUGAACAAAAUAUACAACGACAACAAUAUAAAUCAGUAGGAAAAAAACGAAAUGUUGAUGUUUUAGAAUCAGUAGACUUACAAUCAAAACUCUCUAGUGAACAAGAAAAUGUUAUUCAAAAUUUAUCACAAAAACGUCGAGCAAAUAUGACAACAAGUAGCGAAGGUUUGGUAACAACAUCUGGCAUAUCGGAUUUUUAUUCAAUGAGUGAAGGUGAAUCGAGUUAUCAAACAGCUGGUGAAGAUGAAUUUAAACCAAAAUUUUUAAAAAAAUUAAAUGAUGCACUUGCAACUGAAGGCGACUAUGUUGUACUAGAAUGUCUCGUUAUAAGUACAACUCCAGUGCAUGCAACAUGGUUUCAAAAUAAUAUACCAUUACAAGAUAAUGCCGAUUGUAAACAAAUACAAGAAGAUCGUAAAUUUAAUUUGAUUAUUAAGGAAGCAUUUGUUGAAGAUGGCGGUAUCUAUUCAAUUAAAGUUUCGAAUCAUGCUGGUACAAUUAGCUGUAGUUGUAAAUUAUUUGUUCGAGAAGAAAUGAGUGACGAACGUACAAUACGUGAAGAUUUAGUGAUAAGAGAAGGAUCACCUCCGGAGAAAAGAGAUACAACAGAUAAUGAAGAUGAAUUACGUAUAACAGAAAUGGCCUAUGAUUCAAAUAUAUUUAAAGUGACACCGACAAUUGGUCGUGGACCAAUAUUUAUCCAUUCAUUAAUGCCGAUAAUAUCAAAUUCUGGUGAUAUUGUUACAUUAAAAUGUACAAUAACCGCUUUACCAAUGCCAAAUGCAACAUGGCUUAAAAAUGGUGUUGAAAUUCAUCCUGGAGGUCGUUAUUCUGUAUUCAACGAUCAAAAUGGCAAUUAUUCAUUAAUUAUUUCGGAUGCUAUACCAAAUGAUUCUGGUAUUUAUGAAAUAGAUGUUAAAAAUCCAUAUGGUGUUGCAGUAUCAAAAACUAGCUUACAAAUACUUGAACGUGAAAGUGUAUUUAUACCAGUAGCUGUUAAUCGUGUCAAUGUUCAAGAUAAAGAUACGGCAAAAUUAAGUUUAACAGUAAAACGUCCCGAUGUUAAAGUUGAAUGGAUCAAAGGUGAACAUAUAUUAAGUGAAAAAGAUAAAUUAAAUAAAUAUAAAAUAACUAGUGAGGGUUUACAACGAGAAUUAAUUGUUAAAAAUGUAACAAAAGAUGAUCAAGGUGAUUAUGUUUGUCAAUCGGGAAAAUAUCGUGUUACAUUACAUUUAAAUGUACGUGGACCGGGUGCUGAAAUUGUUCGACCAUUAGAAAAUAUUGAAGUUAUUGAAAAUAAUGAAGCAAUAUUUGAAUGUCAAUUAACACUUGAAGAUGCACAAAUUGAAUGGUAUCAUAAUAAUCAACGUUUAACAAAUUCAGAUCAUCAUAUAAUAGCAUCACGUGGUACAACACAUCAAUUAAUUAUUCCACAUGUUAAUAUGAACGAUGAUGGUGAAUAUUCAAUUAGAGUUGAUAAUAAAAAUACAUCAACUGGACAGUUAUAUGUCAAAGAACAACCAAUUAUAUUUCGACGCCCAUUACGUCCACAAACUGUUGAAGAAGGAAACGAUAUUAUAUUUGAAUGUGAAUUAAAUAAACCGUUAAAACAAAUGUUAUGGUUUAAAUCGAAUACUAUACAUUUAUUACCGUCAGAUAAAUAUUUUAUAGAAUCAUUUGGUCUAAUUCAUCGUUUGAUUAUACGUAAUGUAAAUCAAUAUGAUGAAGGUGAUUAUAUGGCAUCAACCGGUUUAAAUACAUCAACAGCACAUUUGUCUGUAGAAAAUUUAUUACCAAUAUUUGUUGUACCAUUAAUGGAUGCAAGAGCGAAUGUACAUGAGGGUGUUAAAUUAUCAUGUGAAACGAGCGCACCAGCAAAUGUUGUUUGGUAUCAUCGUGAUAAAAAAAUAUUAGAUAAUAAUCCAAAAUAUACAUUAAGCAAUAUACAUGGUGGUAUAUUGCAUACACUUGAUAUUGACAAUCUUGAUCAACGAGAUCAAGGCGAAGUAGUUUGUAAAAUACGAGAGUAUCCGACAAUAGCAACAAGUGCUCAAUUAUUAGUUGAAGAUUCUGAUCAACAAUUUCGUGGACAAGAUGCAGUAUUAAACUGUGAAUCAAUCAAUUCAACCCAUUUUCAAUGGUUUAAAGAUGGUACACCACUAGCUGGUCUUAACAGAAAUAAAUUUGUGUCGAUGAGUGAUGAUAAACACACAACGCUCGUAGUACAUCAUUUCACUGAGCAAGAUGAAGGUGUUUACACGUGUGUAACAAGAGAAGGUCAAUCAACAUCUACAACAUUACGUACAUUAAUACAUCGUGAACGAACACCGAGAAGUGAAGAAAGAUAUGGUACUUACAUGAAAAUUGAUUCACCUCGUACACGAACACCGGAUCUUGGACUAACACGAUCAAGUCUUAGUCCAGGUGGACAUCGCGUAUCACGCUAUGUACCAUCGAUUAGUGACGAUGAUUCACGCUAUCCGGAUCGAUUCGAAGAAACAAAACGAACAAAGAAAAUUACCAUACAAGAAACCAGUGAACAACGAAUACCAGCAAUGAAAACCAGUUCAGUCACAUUUCGUCCGAGUUCAAGUCCAUCUCCAUCUCGUGAUUAUUCUGGUCGUUCGUCUGGUACAAGUCCAGAAAAAGAACGUUCAUUACCAAGACAUUUUUCACCAUCAGCUACUACGUAUACAAGACAACAACAAUUACAAGAUUUUGGUCAUUAUUUACAACAUGAUCGUCGUUCUGAAUCACCUAGUCUAUCACCAUCUCCGACACGAAAAACUAAUAUGACAUUUGCAAAUAUGAAUGUAGCAAAAUUAAGCAUGCCACCGGUGUAUGAAGAGUUAGAUGAACAACAACGACAUCGUUCAACAGUUACAUUCAGUCCGUCUCGAUCACCCAGACGUACACCAUCACGCGAAUCGAUUGAACGGAAAAUGGUCAUGAUGGAAAUACCGAUUCGACAAUCACCACGUCGCGAUUUAAAACAUGCUCCAUAUCAAGAAGAAUCAAUUGCUGAAGAACAUGUACAAUUUUUAGAUAGUGAAGCAUACGAAAAACAAACACCAUUUUUUCAACGUGAAGAACCAUCGGGUUUAAGUACAUCACGAGUCAAUGUUACCGAACCAUUACCCGUUCAUAUCAUACAACCAUUAGUUGAUACAAAAGUUGAUCAAGGUAAACCGUUGCGUUUAGUUGUUGAAACCUCACAUCCAUCAACCGAAGCGUCAUGGUUUAAAACAAAUUCGUAUACACAACAAUCAGUAGCCAAAAAACUUGAUGAAAGUGAUAAAUAUCAUAUGAUAACUCAAGGUAGUCGACAUAUAUUAAUUAUACCAAAUGUAACGUCAAAAGACAGCGGUGAUUAUGUAUGUCGAAUACAAAAUUUGAUAACAAAAGCUCAUGUUCAAGUCAAUGAUGAAGAUUUACAAUUUACAAAACGUUUACCACAAUCGAUUGAUGUUAUCGGUGGCCGUGAUAUUGUAAUUGAGUGUGAAAUGAAUAAAUACGAUACACAAGCUUUGUGGAAGAAAGAUAAUGAACCAGUUAAGAAUUUAUCAAAAUUUGUACCGAUAUUUGAAAACAAGAAGCAUAAACUAAUUAUCAAAGAUGCCGCAGUAGAAGACUCAGGUUUAUACACGGUUAAUGUUAACGAAUUAGAAAGUACAACGUAUUUAAAUGUCACACAAGAACCACUCCUAAUUUUAAAACCAUUACAUGAUCAACGUGCAAAAUUAGGUGAUAAUGUAAUAUUUAGCUGUGUUUGCUCAAAAGCGCCUAAAACAAUUCAGUGGUAUAUAAAUGGUUAUCCAUUACCAUUAAAUGUUUACGAUAAGUAUCUGACAAAAUUAAUUGAUCGAGAAAUUCAAUUAAUUAUCAAUAAUAUAAGCGAAAAUGAUAUUGGUACUGUGACGUGUUGUUUAAAUAAUACAAUAACAACUGCUAAUUUAACAAUUGAUGAUGCCGAUAAAAGUUUAAAAUUUAUAAAAUUAUUAGAUGAUGAUGAUACAAAUAUUAAUGUUGGAUCACCAUUUGUUCUUGAAUGUCGCAUUAAUCGUCCCAAUGUAACAAGUAAAUGGUACAAAGAUGGAAAACCCAUUUCAGAUCAAGACAAAACAAUGAAAACGAUUUCAGAUGGAUGUACACAUGUUUUACAAGUUGAUCAUGCUCAAGAACAACAUACGGGUCAUUAUCGUUGUUCAAUACAAGAUAAAGAAACAACAUGUCAUAUUACUGUACAUGAGCCGGAUUAUCGUUUUGUACAAUCAUUACCACCACAUGUUCAUUAUUCUCCUAAUGAAGAAACAAUUACCUUAGAUUGUGCAAUAAAUCGUUCACCCACUUUACCGAAUCGUGUCAAAUGGUUUAAAAAUGGUCUUGAAAUAAAACCAUCGUCAAAAUACGAAACUAUUAUUGAACAUCAUUUAUUAGCACUUGUUAUACAUGAUUUAAAUAUAGAUGAUCAAGCACUAUAUCGUUGUGAAAUUGGAAAUGCUAGUACCGAAUGUCAAUUAAUACCAACAUUAAACGAUACAAAAGAUAUUUUAUUACAACCAUUACAAGAUGUUGAUCUAUAUGAACAUGAUACAUGUACGCUAACAGUUAAAUUUUUACCAGAACAAAUUAAAAAUAUUCCACAAAUAAAAUGGUAUCGUAAUGGUCAAGAAAUAAAAUCGAGACAAGAUAAAUAUCGUUUUAUUCAACAUGGUAAUGAGAAUACAUUAGUUAUUAAUAAUUGUUUAUUAAAUCAAGAUAAUGGUUAUUAUAGUGUUCGAUUAAGUUCAAAUAAUAAACAAGAUUUAUCAACAUGCUAUGUUAAUGUUAAAGAUUUAUAUAUUAAUAUUAUUAAACCUCUUGAAUCACAACGUUGUCUAUUACAUCCACAAGUUCAACAACAAAUUCAAUUUGAUUGUGAAACAACACCAACUGAUAAAAGUCCUGUAUGGUAUUUUAAUAAUUCUAAAUUAAUACAACCAUCCAAUAAAUAUGAAAUGACAGACGAUAAUAGACAUCAUAUACUUACUAUUAAUAAUAUAACAUUAAGUGAUCAAGGACAAUAUCAUAUUGAAUUUCCAAAUAGUGAUCAAAAAUCUUAUGCUACCUUACAAAUACUACAAACACCAAAUAUACAACCAAUUGAAUUUAUACAACCAUUAGAUGAAACAUUUUUAUGUGAAGAAGGUGAUGAUUUUACAUUGGUAACAAAAACAAAUAAACCAACAGUAAAUGUCAGUUGGAUGAAAAAUGGUUAUAAAUUAAUUAAAACACCUGAUACACAACAAACAGAUAAAACAGGUACAAUACAUAAACUUAUAAUAAAAAAAAGUCACAAACAAGAUGAUGAAGGCACUUAUGUUUGUUAUAUUGAUACGACAAAUGUUGCUACUCAAGGUUUUGUAAAAAUAAUUGAAAAAGAAUUACAAAUAAUACAACCAUUACCACAACAACUGAAUUUAAAUGAAAAUGAUACACUAACAUUAUUAUGUGAAACAAAUCGUAAACCAAAAAAUGUAAGAUGGUUAAAAAAUAAUAGUCAAAUAUUAGAUAAUACAACAAAUCCAAAUUUAAUGUUGAUUGCGGCUGAUGAAACAUGUACUAUGAUAAUAAAUAAUGUAACAAAGAAUGAUAGUGGCUCAUAUACGUGUCAAGUAGAAGAUAAACAGUCAAUAUGUGAUGUACGAGUACAAGAAGCAGGACCACAAUUUGUUGAUGGACCACAAUCAUAUCUUGUUUGGAAACGAAAAGAAGAUGGAUCUGUGGCAACAAUAAGUUGUACAUUGAAUAAAUCGAAUGUACCUGUUAAAUGGUUUAGAGAAAAUCAGGAAAUAUUUACAAGUGAUAAAUAUGAAGUGGUUUCAGAAGGAACAAUACAAUGUUUAUUAAUACAUGAUAUUGAUAAAAAUGAUUCGGGAAAAUAUGUAAUAUCGUUAGGACCUAUUUAUCGAUCAUGUCAUUUAGAAGUUAUCGAUGAUAAAACAACAAUGGAAAAUGAAGAAGAGAGACUGAUGAAACCAUUAGUACAAAUUCAACGACAAGAAGUUAUGGAAGGUGAUUCAUUAACAAUUGAAGUGACACCCGAUUCUACUCGUCCAAUUACAAUUGAUCAACUUCAAUUAAUGAAAAAUAAUCGUCCAAUCGAUGAUUAUUCUCAUAUAAGUUUAGAACGUGAUGGUACACGAUGGCUUGUGCGUUUAAUCGACGUUGAUUUAUCAAAUACGGGCUUAUAUUCAAUUGCGAUGGAUCAACAACGUCAAGAUUUAAUUGAUUUAUAUGUUAAGAAACGCCCUAUACAACGACAAUUGAUACAAUUACCAAAAGAAGAAUUUUUUGUUAAUGAAACCAUAACACUCGAAUGUAAUUUUCAGAAACCAAUAAAAACAAAAUCAUUGAAACCAACAUGGUUUAAAAACGGUCGUCCAAUACAGUCAACAAAUCGACAUGUUGUAACAGUUGAUAAUAUGACGAAUGAUGGUCCAACAAAAUAUUCAUUAACAAUAAAAAAUGUAGAUUAUACAGAUGAAGGCAUCUAUGAGUUACGUACCGACUAUCUAAUUGUUGAAACACCUCUAAUACGAAUCGUCGAAAAACCUAAACUACCUGCACCAAAUCGAACGGUAAUUGAAGGUGAUAGUUUACAAAUUGAUGUUAAUAUUGAUCGUGCAGACCAUCAGAAUGAAUCAGUUCAAACAUUACUUGAAGAAAUAACGUUACUAAAAAAUAAUCGACCAAUUACAACAAAACCACAAAUAGAAAAAUGGCAUGAAAAUGAUCAACUAAAAUUAGAAUUGAAAAGUUUACAAUUAGAUGAUCAUGGUCUAUAUGAAAUUGAUAUUCAUGGCGAACGUACGCCCGUAUGUCAGUUAGAAGUGAAACAACGUGAACCAGAAUUAUUUAUACUCGAUCUUGAUAAGAAUACAUUUGAAGAGGGUGAAACAAUUCGAUUAGCAUGUACUUUUCCCCAACGACCCGGGCAGUUUGCCACAUGGUUAAAAGACGGUAUGCCAAUUGUUACACCUCCAAUGGAUUCGAUAACAAAAACAAAAAGAAUUGAAAUAUUAGAUGAAAAUAAUACAUUGACUAUUAUUAUACGUAAUGCGACGAAAAGUGAUUCGGGAAUAUACGAAGUACGAAUCGGAUCGGUUAUUGCACGUGCCCCAAUGAUACAUGUAGUACCAAAACAACAACAAGAAAUACAAAAUAUUCCAAUACAAGUUGUACGAGAAAAUGAUACUGUUACGUUAUCUGUUGAGGGUUUACAAGUCAAUGUGAGACCAAGUGAUAUUCAAGUACUAAAAAAUGGCAAACCAAUGAAUCAAAAACCAAAAACGACAAUCAAACAUGAUAACGAUAAAUUGCGUAUUGCACUUCAAACAUUAGCACUAGAUGAUAGUGGUGUCUAUAGUGUAAAGAUUCACGAUAACAUUCAUCCAUUAGCUCAAAUACAAGUUGAGAAACGUAAACCAGAAAUUCAGUAUAUGCGACUGGACCAAGACACAUUUUAUGUCGGAGAUACAGUUACAUUAGAUUUAGAAUUUACUCAUGAACCUCAACAAGCGCCAACAUGGUCGAAAGAUAAUGUAGAAUUGAGCGAAGAUAAUCGUAUUUCAAUGAAAACAAAUGGAAAUAAAGUAACAUUAAUUGUGAGAGAUUUGCAAUUAAAUGAUGCUGGCGUUUAUGAGGUACAAAGUGGUCCACUAAUUGUGAAAACACCAUAUAUUAGCGUUGUUGAACGACCAAAGACUGUAGUGGAAACUGUUGAAGAAACAACAGUUUAUACUAUAAAACCAAAUCAACCGCAGCAACCAGCAGUUUCACCUUCUGAUAAAAAAGUGUGCACAGUAAAAGAAGGCGAUAGUGUUACGUUGAAAAUUAUAUCAACUUCACCAAUCUCAGCAAACGACGUACAAUUGUUAAAAAAUGGUCAACCAACAUUUGCGGAUAAUAAACAUUUACGUCUCGAACAAUUUGGUGGAAAAGAUGUUCGAUUGAGUAUAAUAGAUGCUCAAUUAAGCGACACGGGUGAUUACGCUGCUGUAAUUAACAAUCAAUAUCAACCUAUAAUCACACUAAAUGUUUUACCAGUCGCACCUUUCUCAACACAACCAACUUCAAGCGUUCUAUCGCAACAAGAAUCAGUUGUAUCGACGACAAGUUACAGUCAAUCACCACCAGAGGAACCUCUUAAAAUGAAACUGGUUCAUGAAGGUGAUACAGUAACAUUUGAAUUAACGCCAAGCUUCGAUGUACCAUUAAAUAAAAUCGAACUUUUACAUAACAACAAUGUAAUAACACAUGAACCAACUGUUAAUCUGAAAAAAGAUUAUAAAACAAAUUUGAUUACUGUACAAUUGCAAGAUAUAGAACUACAAGAUCAGGGAAUAUAUACAGCAGUAAUACAAGGACAGCCAGUACCAUUAGCCGAAUUGAUAGUAGAACCUCGUCCAGUCGUGAUUCAACGGAUGGAGAUGCCGCGAGACGUGUUCUUUGUUAAUGAGCAGCUUAUGUUAGAAGCCGAAUUCCCAAAAGCACCAAAGGACCAACCUCAGUGGUUUAAAAAUGGACAAUUAGUCAAGCCAGAUAAUCAUCAUGUUAUACUAAACGAAAAUGGUAACAAAAAACAUUCACUUAUUAUUAAUCAAUUGAAACCUGAUGAUACCGGUUCGUAUGAAUUACGAGUGAAAGGAUUAGUAAUUGAAACACCGUUAAUAAAAGUUGUUGAACGACCACAAGAACAACAGCCGAUAGAACCACAACGACGAUCAAGUACAGUUAUUAUCGAAGAAGUUAUAGAAGAAUAUGGGAUACGAAAACUAAAUGAACCCACAACAGAGGCCACACAAACUGUUCGCGAAGGUGAUUCAGUUAAGUUAAAAGUACUUACUACUCUUGAUGUACAACCAAAUCAGAUUCGUUUACUUCGAGAUGGUUUACCAAUGGAACCAAAUACAAAAUCAUCAAUUAAUAUUGAUCGUCAAUCAUCCGGAACAUAUGUUGUGAGUUUAUUAAAUUUACGCGUAACUGAUUCAGGUCGAUACGAAUAUCAAGUCGAUUCAAAAGCAACAACAGAAAAAAAACAUCUUGUUACACUUUAUGUUGAACCACGUCCACAACCGAAAACAAAAUUACUCGACCUUUCACGUGAUACAUUUCAUGUAGGAGAGAAAGUACAAUUUACAAUUGAUUUUGAUGAUGAUACACUGAUGAAUGAUAUUCAACCAGAAUGGUAUAGAAACGAAGUAUUUAUACCAUUUGAUAAUAUACGUCAUCGGCAAACAUUCGAUGUAAAAAAUCGAAAAUAUACUUUUGAAAUACACGAUUUACAAUUAGCGGAUGCUGGAGCUUAUGAAAUGCGUACGCCAAAUUUAGUUGUCCGAACACCUGAAAUCAAAAUAAUUCCACACAUGACAAGACCUUCAGAUGAGCAAUCAAUAAAACAAGAAGAGGAAUUAAGACGCUCCUCCGUAACAAUAGAUAUGAAUAAACAAAAAGAAAUACCGUUAGAAACACAACCUCAACAACAACCGCAGCAGAAAACUCCGGUGCAUAUUGUUACAGAAGGAGAUGUAAUGAAUUUAACAGUUGAAAAACAAGCUAACGUUGCUCUGAAGGAUGUACAGUUAAUAAAAGACAAUGUUCCAAUAUUGAAGCGUGCAAAUAUUAUAGUAAAUCCCACUUCAUCAACAACAAUCGACAUAACAUUUAAACCUGUCGAACUCAACGAUAGUGGUCAGUAUUCUAUUAAAAUACGCGAUCGAAUUCAACCAAUUAUGACACUUCAAGUUCAAAAUAAACCAGUUCGCCGCCAAACGAUGGAGCUCCCGAAAGAUACUUUCACCGCUGGUGAAACGCUUACAAUAGAAUGCAAAUUUGACUCAAAACCAGAUGACCAAUUCACCUGGACAAAAGAUAACAUACCACUCAAACAAAUUCCUGAUGUACGUAUAGUCACAAAACAAAAAGACGAGACAUUCACAUUGAUCAUCAAAGACCUUCAGCCAAACGAUGAAGGUGUUUACUCACUUGAAAGCAAAUAUCUUAUUCUCGACACACCAUUCAUUCAUAUUCUGCCAAAAGAAGAAACAGUCGUUUCGUUCCCUCCAACGCAAACAGAAACUUAUGAAGAAGUUGUUGAAACAUAUGUUAUCGAUGCUCAACCUACGCAGCAAGAGCCCGUUAUAACCGAAAACCAAAAACCACAACUUCAAGAAAAACCCAUCGAAUCACCUAAAGACGUUCCGAUCCAUGAGGUAAACGAAAAUGACACCGUGACGUUGACUGUUGAUCAUCCUGAAGGCAAAGAUGUUGUUGUCACUUUAUUGAAAGACGGUAAGAAAUUAGAGCAAAACGAUCAUAUCAAAAUCAAAUCAAAAUCACCGACAACCACUGAGAUAAAGAUAAUAAAGUCUAAGCCGCUCAGUGACGAGGGCGAAUAUUCUGUUAUUAUUAAUAAGACUGUGCAACCAUUGAUGCGUCUCAUUGUUCAUCCAAAACCAGUACAACAUCAAAUCAUGGACUUGCCCAAGACAGAUUUUAUUGAGUCAGAAACAUUGACGAUUGAAUGUACAUUUGAUCGAAAACCAGAUGAACCAUUUGUAUUUUUGAAAGAUAACCAGCCAUUGUUAGCUACCGAUAAUCGUAUCACGACAAUUAUUGAUGAUAAUACAAACACCUACAAGAUUGUUGUAAAAGAUUUGAAACCAACAGAUGAAGGCGUUUAUACAUUGAAAAGUGAACAUUUGAUAUUGGAUACACCGCAUAUUCAUGUAUUACCAGCAUCAGUUGAAAAACGUCCGUCUACUACGAAGGAAACAAUUGUGGUUGAAGAAGAAACUGAAGAAAUUAUUAUUGAACCAACAGAUGAAAUCAAAAUAGAGCAAGAAAUUGUUCAGCAACCUCAGCCGCAAGAGUUCGAACAAGUGGUCGAGAAACCUGUUGAACAAAAGCCUGUUGAAGAGAAGCCUGUUGAAGAAAAGCCAGUGGAAGAAAAGCCUAUUGAACAAAAACCUGUUGAACAAAAGCCGAUUGAAGAAAAGCCAGUGGAAGAAAAGGUGGUUGAAGAGAAACCUGAACAAGUCGUCGAGAAGCCUAUUGAAGAGAAGCCUGUUGAACAGAAGCCAGUUGAAGAAAAGCCGAUUGAACAAAAACCUGUCGAAGAAAAGGUGGUUGAAGAAAAGCCAGUGGAAGAAAAGCCUGUUGAACAAAAGCCUGUUGAAGAAAAGCCCGUGGAAGAAAAGGUGGUUGAAGAGAAACCUGAACAAGUCGUCAAGAAGCCUGUUGAACAAAAGCCGAUUGAAGAAAAGCCCGUGGAAGAAAAGGUGGUUGAAGAGAAAACGGAACAAGUCGUCGAGAAGCCUGUUGAAGAAAAGCCAGUUGAAGAGAAGGUGGUUGAGGAGAAGGUGGUUGAAGAGAAACCAGAACAAGUCGUGGAGAAGCCUGUUGAAGAAAAGCCAGUUGAAGAGAAGCCGGUUGAACAGAAGCCGGUUGAAGAAAAGCCAGUGGAAGAAAAGGUGGUUGAAGAGAAACCGGAACAAGUCGUCGAGAAGCCUGUUGAAGAGAAGCCUGUUGAACAGAAGCCUGUUGAAGAAAAGGUGGUUGAAGAAAAGGUGGUUGAAGAAAAGCCAGUUGAAGAGAAGCCGGUGGAACAGAAGCCUGUUGAAGAAAAGGUGGUUGAAGAAAAGGUGGUUGAAGAAAAGCCAGUUGAAGAGAAGCCGGUGGAACAGAAGCCUGUUGAAGAAAAGGUGGUUGAAGAGAAGCGUGUUGAAGAAAAGGUGGUUGAAGAAGAAAGUGAAACUGUUGAACAAUCUCAACAAGAACAAACCAUCGAAACACAAACACUACAACUCGAAGAAACACCCAUCGAAUCACCUAAAGACGUUCCGAUCCAUGAGGUAAACGAAAAUGACACCGUGACGUUGACUGUUGAUCAUCCUGAAGGCAAAGAUGUUGUUGUCACUUUAUUGAAAGACGGUAAGAAAUUA
Molecule: messenger RNA, 15600 nt
Organism: Didymodactylos carnosus
Lineage: Eukaryota; Metazoa; Rotifera; Eurotatoria; Philodinida; Philodinidae
Source: the annotation of a GenBank genome assembly